AUGUACAUUAUCAUUACCUUCAUGCCGGUUAUAGAUACCCCCGCUGGCGGCAUGCGUCUGCACACAUCCCCCGAGGACAUGGUGCGCGCCUGGGUCAGAGGGUUCAGCUAUGCCAAGCUCGGCGCGAAUUACGGCCCUUCCCUGAGGCACAUUUUGUGGCUAUACGGACCGGAUCUUGAGUACAUCGAGGCAGGAGCUAGUAAUUUCUUUAUCCUCUGGAAGAGAAAGGACGGUCGUAAGGAGCUCAUCGCAGCUCCUUUUGAUAAUAAGUUGAUUCUGGACGGUAUCACCCGUAGAAGUUGCUUGGAGCUAGCUCACGAGAGACUUAGUAAUAACAUUGUGAUUACAGAGCGCAAAUAUUCCAUCAACAGGGUGAUCGAGGCUGAUUCCAAGGGCCGCAUUCUCGAGGCCUUUGCUGCUGGUACUACGUUCUUUAUUUACGCCAUUUCUCAGAUUCACCACCGUAGAAAGGAUAUCAAUAUCCCCAUGGGCCCGGAGAAUGAACCAGGAGAGGUGACCAAGAAAAUUAAGAGCUGGCUUUUUGACGUCAUGUACAGCAAAACGCAACAUGAAUGGGGAGUUGUCAUCCCUGAAAAGGAGUGA
This is a messenger RNA of Clonostachys rhizophaga, 603 nucleotides long. Lineage: Eukaryota; Fungi; Ascomycota; Sordariomycetes; Hypocreales; Bionectriaceae. The record is from the annotation of a GenBank genome assembly.